Molecule: messenger RNA, 1385 nt
Organism: Exaiptasia diaphana
Lineage: Eukaryota; Metazoa; Cnidaria; Anthozoa; Actiniaria; Aiptasiidae
Product: leukocyte receptor cluster member 1 homolog
Exons: 8
Coding region: 98-895 (265 amino acids)
Source: RefSeq, a predicted model, not a curated record
GUAUCACAUGACGUACCUGCCCAUUUCACCCGAAGUCGCUCAGAUUUGGUUUGUUUUGGUUAAUAUUUCUCUAUAAUUUCACGAUAAACUCACAGAGAUGAACAUUUUGCCACAUAAAAGCUGGCAUGUCAGAAACAAGGAUAACAUCGAGCGCGUCAGGAAAGACGAAGAAAAAGCAAGACUCGAAGAAGAAAAGAGGGCUAAAAGAGCUGCACUAGCUGACCAGGAAGCAAGAACGUCAUUACUGAGGGCGAAAGCAAGAUCUUCAAGCAAGGAGAGCAUUGCUACUACAAGCUCUGAAAUUGUACCAGUUUCAGAUGAACCACCAAGGCAUAUUAACUUCUUUCAGGACAUAGAAGAAGGGCUACGGCAAGGGUCCAAUGCYGAGUAUGAAGCUGAGAAGAAAGCAGAGCAGGAAAAGCAGGAAAAAGCCAUUGGAUUACUCACUUACCUUGGACAAAGUGCUAGUGAAAAGCAUGGAGAAAAACCUUGGUAUGAAAAGAAGAAUGAACAGAAAAAAACUGAGCAGGAAAGAGAUGCCCGUGACUCCAAGAGAAAAGAAGCUCUUGACCCCUUGACAACCAUGAAGAAAUAUUUAACAGCAAAAGAGGAUUUUGAAAAGCAAAAGGACAAGAAACACAAGAAAGAACACAAGAAAAAGAAAAGAAAACACAAGGAGAAAACAUCCAAGAAGAAGAGUAUUGAAGAGCUAAGAGCAGAAAGGCUAAAAMGAGAACAGUCUGAAAGAACAAGAGAAAAGGCCCUUGUGUCAUCGUCCAGAGGAGAAAAAAUACCYGAGACAGAAGACAACCCUUACAGGUAUAAUUCUCAAUUCAAUCCAGACUUUGUGAGAAAGCCAAGAAACACAGGUCACCAAAGACACAAACCCUACUAGUAUGUGCAGCAUUACCUGCGUAUACAAGCAUACCUCCACAGGAAUGGAGACAUCAAAUCCAUAUGUAUGUGGACCACUAGCCUGCAUAGCCAGGUACGUCUAGCCACUCAAGAGGCAUGGAAACAUUUGUCCUACUUGGCCAGGCAUAUCUAUAUAGAGUUGAUAGCGACUCCAGGGAUAGGAAGAUAUCUGGCCUACCAGUAUGUCGGACUCUAGCCUCUGCAUAGUCAGGCAUCCCUAGUCACUCCAGGCACAAAARCUGCUCCAGGGACAGGGAAUUAUCAAUUAUGGACAAAAUUUCAAAGAACAAAGAAUGUAAGGGAAUAAAAAAGAGAAUGUGGGAGAAGCUUACAAUGAAACCUCAAGAAAAACUUUGUUCAAUAUUAAUCAAAACAGAGAAAUAUCGAGAAAUAUCUAAAAAAAUAUUUAUUAUCUGUGUUUAUACGGUAUAUAUUUGCUUUMCUUUUGUAAUAAAAGUAUGAUGUACAAG